Messenger RNA from Manihot esculenta (cassava), 3213 nucleotides. RefSeq lists its product as uncharacterized. Bases 2372 to 2959 code for a protein of 195 amino acids. The transcript is spliced from 2 exons. Lineage: Eukaryota; Viridiplantae; Streptophyta; Magnoliopsida; Malpighiales; Euphorbiaceae. The record is from RefSeq and is a predicted model, not a curated record.
AAUGGUUCUCUAUCACAUACGACGUACCGUUUCGGUAGUUUGAAAUAUGGAGUGCCAAAUUCUGAUAGCCAAGCAACGGCAGAUCGUAUUGUGUCGAUAGCAGCUACAACACGCUUUCAGUGAUCCAAGUCGUUUCUCUAUAAAUAGGCCCUUCGGUCCCGUCCCCUUUACUUCGUUCCCUGGGGGGUUCUGUUGGCUUUUUGCUGCCAAUCUCCCUACUUAUUUUCAGAACGGUACCAAAUUUGAAAAAAUACCUGAAGAAGGACAAAUAAUUGAGAAUUAGAGACAUUUUGUAACGAAUUCCGGUUAUAGUUCGAAAACCUAGGGUAUAUAUAUACCCUUAUACUAUCAGAUCGUAAUGGAUAUGAGAUUUCCACACUCGUCGGCGGAGGUAGCCAAAGUCCGCAAGGUGCAGAUCGGCAUAAUUAGCCCUGACGAGAUUGUAAAAUCCCUUUUAUCCCAUUAUUUCUUUUACCGUCUAUUCCGCUGCUGAAAAAUUAAAAAGAUGUGCAAAAAGAGAUGUUGAAUUCAUUGCUAUGGUUUAACUUCCAGUUAUCAUUUGCUAUAUAUUACUAGUAUGUUUUCUUCUUGUGUUGUCGCACAGGAUUUAGUGUUCCUUGUGCUAAUGUUGUGAAACUUUUAUGGAAUUUUUUUGAAUCAUGUUGCUGUUUGCUGGCAGAGACAGAAUGUCUGUAUUGCAAAUUGAGCACAGCCAAACUACAGAGAGGGGCAAGCCCAAGCCAGGGGGUUUUAAGUGAUCCUAGACUGGGCUUGACUGAUAGAAAGAUGGAGUGUGAAACGUGUACUGCGAACAUGGCCGAGUGUCCAGGUCACUUUGAUCAUCUGGAGUUGGCCAAGCCAAUGUUUCGUUUAGGCUUUAUGAAAACAGUGCUGCAUCAUGCUAACUGUUGUUUUAAAUUGUUCCCAGAUUCUGGCUGAUGAGGAACGUUUAAAUAAAAUUGUUAUAGUUUUUCAACUAGCUGAUAUCUGGUGAAUUGACCGAGUUGUCUAAGCAUGUGGAAAAUUGGAUUUUAAGUUCACAUAGUACGCACCAGGGAUGACUGAUAAUUGUAAUGAGAAUUAGCAGCUUCAUGCACAAGUAGGCGCCAUAGAAAGUGGUAGCUGUCAUCUAUUUCUGCUUAAUUGCUAAAUCAGUCGGCAAAUUCAUAGGGCAUAUUUAUGACGUUUUUCUAUGGUGUUUGAUUGCAUUGCUGCAGGACGACCACAAGUUCAAGCAAGCUUGAAAAUAAAGAAUCUGAUACAAAAGGCUUAAAAUGAUUCUUGAUGCAUGCAAGAACAAGGUUAAAUGGGAUAGUGGUGAUGACAUUGGUGUUCACGGUCAAGAUACUGAAGCACCAGUUAUAACGAGUCGUACUAGCUGCGGCACUAGAUGACCAUUGAAGGUGUGAAGAUGAUUGGUGAGUACAACUGUACAAGGCUCAAAAGAAAAAAAAAUGAUGAUUAGCAAUAGCUACCUGAACCUGUCGAAAGCAAGCAGAUACUUCCAGCUGAAAGGGUUCUUAGUGUUCUGAAAAGGACAAGUUUUGAGGACUGCUACUGGAGUUUUAAUCCAAAAUAUGCACGUCCAGAUUGGAUGAUUCUUCAGGACAUUCCAAUUCCACCACCUCCUUUGAGGCCCUCUGAGAUGAUGGAUACAUCCUCUAGGAGUGAGGCAAGCUUUUUUAUUUUCCCAUUGAUUGUUCAUCAUAAAGAAGCUAAAUAUACUUAUGUUGAUCAUAAAGAAUCUGAAUAAUGCUUAUGUAUUUGUUUUUGGGAAAUGUGGAGUUUUGGCGUUUGUACUUCAGUGAUGAGAAAUCAAAGAUGAUUCUCAUUUCUUGUCUAUGCUGAAUCCAGGAUGAUUCGACUCAUCAGUUGGCAAUGAGAAUUUGAGGAAACAGGAGAGUGGUGGAGCUCUUGCUCAUAUUAUAUCAGUGUUUGAAAAGUUGUUGUAGUUUCACGUGGGGCAUAUUUUGGCAAUGACUUCCUUAGACAGCCGUAUACAAGAGACGAACUAGAGCGUCUGGUAAUUGACUACUUGCUGCUGGCUAAUUUUGGAUUUAUAAUAUUCAUUACCUGUGUAAAAAUUUGAAAAUUGUGUGGCUUGUUCUAUUACUAGAAAAAUGAAAUGGUACACAGGGAGAAGGAAACGUGCCAGGUGUAAUGCUCUCUUCUAGAGAGGUUGCUUUCACAAAGUCAGAACCAGAAUUUGACCACGCGAAGCACGUGUCUGACCAGGUAUUUGGGUAUGUAUUUUAUUACAUUCAGGCCGGCUAAGAAAGUCAACUACAGCCUCACUUAGCCUUCAAAUUCUCGCUUUCUCUGACAUGAAACAGGAUUUUCAAGCCAAUUCCUGAGAGGCAAGGUGAUCUUGAUGGGGAAACAGCAGAAAUUUAAAGGCCAAGUCUUAAACUUUCUACCAAAAGCAGCGACUCCUGUGACCUUUCUGAGUCCACCUCCAAGUCCAAUUCGAACCAAUGCUGGAAAAGGACUUUCUAGUCCAAGAGUAUCACUUAUCCCGAAGGAGGUAAGGAGAAGAGCAAGGAGUUUAAGCUUUGAUGCAAGAGAACCCACUUCUCCCAAAGUUUCGUGCAUGGGCCAAGUCAAGAACAAAAAGAAGAAAAAGAAGAAGAUGAUGAUGAUGGACCUCACAAAACUACCAGACAAUGUGCUAUGUUCUUGUCCUGGAGCAAUAAUGAGGAUUUUUAAGAGAAAGCAACAAAGUGGGGAAUCCGAUGUCUCCAAUAAGAAGCCACCUACGGAAGAACAAAUCCCUUCCUCGGGUCCUUCGAAACAAUUAGCAAGUGGUCGAGGUGUGUUACAGAAAUUCGAUUUGAAGGUUUGUGACGUUGUAGGGGCUGCAGAUGGGGAGAGCUUUUGUCCACCAGAUGAAAAGCUUCAGGAUAUUGUAACCUCUGAAUCCAUGUCGAUGGAUGGAGAGAUUGCAGUAAAUCCAAGAUAAGAUGUAAAUUUGUGGAAGAAACGAGCCAUGUCUCCUAUUCAACUGUAAAAUAAAGCAACAGUUUGCCGCUUCAGUGCAAUUGAGUACAUCGAGUGUGAGCACUUGUUUGGGAUUUAAUCUAGAGCCGGCAAUUUGAACAAUCGAAUUAAUGUGUGUGAUUUAAUGUAAACGAGUUUAUAACAUUCUAAAAAUAAGUUAUUCAAUGAUUCAUUACUUAAUCGAAUUAAUAUAUUAUUUUGAUUUAUUUUGAUUCA